CAUUCUCGAAAAGAUAAGCCCAUCUUCUUGGUUUCUCUCUCUGACUCUCUCUCUCUAUAAAAGCAGACCCCACCGGUGAGAUUCUCUCCGACGGCUUCGGAAUAUCUAUUGAUUCGUCCAGGAGACGGAGAGAGGGAGAGAGGAAGAGAUUCAUGGCUAAUGAAAGUAUCAGACUCCGACUGGUCUCCGUGUUCUUGCUUCUAGGGCUUGUAUCGUGCUUUAGCUUGCGUGGUGUCUCUGCAGUAAGUCUUUCCAAGCUGAAGCUGAACUCGCGGAUUCUUCAGGAUGAGAUUGUGAAGCAAGUAAAUGAAAACCCGAAUGCCGGAUGGAAAGCUGCCAUCAAUGACCGGUUUUCCAAUGCCACCGUUGCAGAAUUUAAACGCCUCCUCGGGGUGAAACCGACACCAAAGAAGGAACUUUUGGGUGUGCCUAUCGUCAGCCAUGACAGAUCCUUGAAGCUGCCAAAAGAAUUUGAUGCAAGAACUGCUUGGCCUCAGUGCACCACCAUCGGAAGGAUCUUGGAUCAGGGUCAUUGUGGUUCUUGCUGGGCAUUUGCUGCAGUUGAAUCGCUAUCAGACAGAUUCUGUAUCCAUUUUGGCAUGAAUGUUCCAUUAUCGGUUAACGAUCUCUUAGCAUGCUGUGGGUUCCUCUGCGGUGAUGGCUGUGAUGGUGGAUACCCCAUUUCUGCCUGGCAGUACUUUAAGUACCGGGGUGUUGUCACAGAAGAGUGUGACCCGUACUUUGACAAUACUGGCUGUUCUCACCCGGGUUGUGAACCGGCGUAUCAAACCCCAGAAUGCGUGAGGAAAUGCGUUGACGGGAACCAGCUGUGGAAUGAAUCGAAACACUUUAGUGUUAGUGCUUACAAAAUCAAUUCUGACCCACAAGAUUUAAUGGCAGAAGUUUACAAGAACGGGCCUGUUGAGGUCGACUUUACCGUUUAUGAGGAUUUUGCACAUUACAAGUCUGGUGUUUACAAGCACAUAACGGGCGGUAACAUUGGAGGACACGCAGUUAAGCUUAUCGGCUGGGGAACCUCGGAGGAAGGUGAAGAUUACUGGCUUAUGGCAAACCAAUGGAACAGAGGGUGGGGUGAAGAAGGAUACUUCAAGAUCAGGAGAGGGACGAACGAGUGCGGAAUAGAGGAGGAUGCAGUGGCGGGUUUGCCUUCGAGCAAGAAUCUCGCUCGGGAAAUCGCUGGUUCGGAUCAUCUUUGGGUUGCAUCGGCUUAAAACGACGACGUGAUUCAGAAUGGUUCCUUUUUGAUCCCCUGAAAAGGAAAACGCCUCCUGUUAGUAUAUUAUACGUUAUACAUUAUCAUGGCUUCUGGUUCUUGCUGUUGUAUCUCGAACUCUUGUCUGUGGGGUUUUGCUACUGGAAUAAAAGACCUCGUUUAAGUUU
Molecule: messenger RNA, 1401 nt
Organism: Tarenaya hassleriana
Lineage: Eukaryota; Viridiplantae; Streptophyta; Magnoliopsida; Brassicales; Cleomaceae
Product: cathepsin B-like
Exons: 11
Coding region: 153-1232 (359 amino acids)
Biological process (GO): regulation of catalytic activity
Cellular component (GO): lysosome
Molecular function (GO): cysteine-type endopeptidase activity
Source: RefSeq, a predicted model, not a curated record